Molecule: messenger RNA, 1721 nt
Organism: Nematolebias whitei (Rio pearlfish)
Lineage: Eukaryota; Metazoa; Chordata; Actinopteri; Cyprinodontiformes; Rivulidae
Product: elongation factor 1-alpha
Exons: 8
Coding region: 96-1484 (462 amino acids)
Biological process (GO): translation; translational elongation
Molecular function (GO): translation elongation factor activity; GTP binding; GTPase activity
Source: RefSeq, a predicted model, not a curated record
UGCCGUAUAAAAGCUCUGUGCGCACCACAUUCUGUCCUUUUGCCUCUUUAAGCGAGGAUUUCGUGUUAGUUGCUGGGCACAGCCGUUGAAUCGAAAUGGGAAAGGAAAAGAUCCACAUCAACAUCGUGGUCAUCGGCCACGUCGACUCCGGCAAGUCCACGACCACCGGCCACCUGAUCUACAAGUGCGGAGGGAUCGACAAGAGAACCAUCGAGAAGUUCGAGAAGGAGGCGGCCGAGAUGGGCAAAGGCUCCUUCAAGUACGCCUGGGUGUUGGACAAACUGAAGGCCGAGCGUGAGCGUGGUAUCACCAUCGACAUCGCUCUGUGGAAGUUCGAGACCAGCAAGUACUACGUGACCAUCAUUGAUGCUCCUGGACACAGGGACUUCAUCAAGAACAUGAUCACUGGUACCUCCCAGGCCGACUGCGCUGUGCUGAUCGUUGCUGCCGGCGUCGGUGAGUUUGAGGCCGGUAUCUCCAAGAACGGUCAGACCCGUGAGCACGCCCUGCUGGCCUUCACCCUGGGCGUCAAGCAGCUCAUCGUCGGUGUCAACAAGAUGGACUCCACCGAGCCCCCUUACAGCCAGAAACGAUUCGAGGAAAUCCAAAAGGAAGUGAGCGCCUACAUCAAGAAGAUCGGCUACAACCCUGCCACCGUGGCCUUCGUCCCCAUCUCUGGUUGGCACGGAGACAACAUGCUGGAGGCCAGCGACAAGAUGAACUGGUUCAAGGGAUGGAAGAUUGAGCGUAAAGAGGGCGGAGCCACAGGCGUGACCCUGCUGGAGGCCCUGGACUCCAUCCUGCCCCCGUCCCGUCCCACCGACAAGCCCCUGCGUCUGCCUCUGCAGGACGUCUACAAGAUCGGCGGUAUCGGAACCGUUCCCGUCGGCCGUGUUGAGACCGGUGUCCUGAAGCCCGGCAUGGUGGUGACCUUUGCCCCCCCCAACCUGACCACUGAGGUGAAGUCUGUGGAGAUGCACCACGAGUCUCUGCCCGAGGCUAUGCCCGGCGACAAUGUUGGCUUCAACAUCAAGAACGUGUCUGUGAAGGAGAUCCGCCGUGGGAACGUGGCCGGCGACAGCAAGAGCGACCCGCCUCUGGCCGCCGAAAACUUCACCGCUCAGGUCAUCAUCCUGAACCACCCCGGUCAGAUCUCCCAGGGUUACGCCCCCGUGCUGGACUGCCACACCGCCCACAUCGCCUGCAAGUUCAGCGAGCUCAAGGAGAAGAUCGACCGUCGCUCCGGCAAGAAGCUGGAGGACAACCCCAAGGCCCUGAAGUCUGGAGACGCCGCCAUCAUCACCAUGGUGCCUGGAAAACCCAUGUGUGUGGAGAGCUUCUCUCAGUACCCCCCCCUGGGGCGUUUUGCGGUUCGUGACAUGAGGCAGACGGUGGCCGUCGGCGUCAUCAAAUCCGUGGAGAAGAAGGCCGCCUCCGGUGGAAAGGUCACCAAAUCUGCACAGAAGGCAGAGAAGAAGAAAUGAAUGUUUGUGCAGGACGACCAACGUGAAGUCUUGUCUCAGCGGGCCGGCCCGUCUCCCCGACAUCACCCGGCGCCGUCGCCUCUGAGGCUCAGCUCUCUGCUCAAGGACUGGCUAAAGCUCAUUAAAGCUCAUCGCAAAAGUUUCCGCAGGAAAGGAAGGUCUGCGCCUUCGACAGGAAGCUGCGCUGAUCAUUAAGCUGAAGCCAAAACAAUAAAAAUCUCAAACUUUGCCAAACGA